Molecule: messenger RNA, 2241 nt
Organism: Stylonychia lemnae
Lineage: Eukaryota; Ciliophora; Spirotrichea; Sporadotrichida; Oxytrichidae
Source: the annotation of a GenBank genome assembly
AUGAUAUAUUGUUUCAAGAUCCUAAAUGAGAAAAACAUGUUAGUAAACAAGCCUGCGCCAUAAAGAGAAUUCAAUAUAGAGGGUUACAUUUAAAUGGAUAAUGUCACUGAGGAAACUAUAUUUUUCAACUCUAAAUUCGAGUCAGGAAACCUGAGACAAGCAUUUAAAGUCCCAUUGUCUGUUCUCAUGUAGCAAUAAAAUUAGUAAUCCCAAUAAGCCUCUGAAAUAUAAACUCCAAUUACUCCUGAAUAUAAACUUUACCUACAAGAUGAUACAAAUAACGAUAAUUCCUUGACAUAGUGGUUUUAUUUUUCAGUCUUUAACAUUAAGAAAGAAUUUGUAAUUAAGUUAACUAUUGACAAUCUGAUGAAAGAUGAUAGCUUGUAUUCAAGUGGAAUGAAGCCAUUCGUAUACUCUAUAAAAAAGAAGAAAUUUUAGAAUAUUGGAUGGCAUAGAGGCGGUUUUGAUAUUUCUUAUAAUCCGAAUGGACAAACAAUUAGAACUAGUUCAAAAACAUUAGAUCAUGAUUUUGACCCAUCGUAUGUUGAUUUUGUGGGUGAUAAAUUUAAGUAAAAUAGUUCUUUGACUUUUCAUUACAAAUUUGAAUAUGAAAAUGAUAUCGUAUUCUUUUCUCAUUUCGCUCCAUAUACUUACACUGACCUUACAAAUUAUCUUGGAAUGAUUCAACAGAACGAAGAUUAUAAGGAUAAAGCAAGAAUUGAUGGGCUAUGCAAAAAGACUUAUCUCAGUGCAUAGGAAGAAAUCGAGGCAUUCCGAGUUUUCGAAUAUCGCAUUCCAAAAUCAUAAGGUGGAUUAUAAAAUGGAGAAAAUAUUAAAAAGGAAAAAAAGAAAAAAAAGAAGAUUAAAGAUAAAGAGGGCCAAAAUUAAGGUUAAGGACAUAAAUCUAAAAAGAAAAAUAACUCCAUAAAAAAGAGCAUUGGUUAAGAUGGCGGCGCUCAUAAUGAUUUAGAUGAAUCAAAGAAAGAUACUAGAAAUGAGGAAAAGCUUCAUAAAAAACCUGAUUUAGAGUAUAAGCAAUUCAUAUUUAUUUCUUCGAGGGUUCAUCCUGGGGAAUCAAAUGCCUCCUAUUUAUCUCAUGGUAUGAUUGAGUUUUUACUUUCAAAUGAUCCUGAAGCACAUGAGCUAAGAAAUAAUUUUGUUUUCAAAAUUGUACCAAUGUUGAAUCCUGAUGGAGUUAUUUACGGUAAUUAUAGAUCUUCUUUACUUGGUGUUGAUUUAAAUAGAAGAUGGAAAAACCCAAGUAAAUUUCUUCAUCCUACUAUAUAUUACUCCAAAUAACUGAUAAAGUGGAUGCAUUCCUAUUAAAAACAUCCUCUUGUAUAUAAUGAAACAUAAUACAAUGGUGUUGUAAUGAGUUGUGAUUUUCAUGGCCACAGUCGAAAGAAGAAUAUAUUUAUGUAUGGUUGCUUCUUACCAACUAAUGAUCCACUUAACACCACAAAUUAAAUUAUUCAUUCAGUUCCCGAAGCGGUAAGUACUGUCUGUCCAAUCUUUAGUAUAAAGGAUUGCAAAUUUUCAUGUGAAAAGGAGAAAGAAACCACAGCUCGAAUAGUGCUGUAUAAAGAACUGGGAAUACUUAAUUCCUAUACUCUUGAGGGUACAUUUUAUGGAAGUGAUAUAUUUAAAUAACCUUAAAAGAGGUUGCAAAGUAUGAAUAGUUUUGUGUCAUAAUAGAAUUAAACUAUUGUCUCUCCUUGGAUGAGUACAGAUCCAAGAGAAGAUAUUCAUAUCACUAUUUCAGAUUUGAUGGAAGUAGGUAAAGAUUUUGGAAGAGGAAUAUAUCAAGCUAUACAAACAAAGCUGAUAAGAAAGUUAUGGUUUCCGCAUCAUAAAAGUAAGAUGACAGAGAAAAGAACAUCUCAAAGCAAACUUAUUUAAGCUGAAAAAGUUGUUAAAAAUAUUAAUGAAAGAAUAUAAUUUCGAAGAAGUGAUACAAAUCAUAUACCUAUUGAUCCAAGAUACAAAUCAGGAAUUGUAACUAAGAGAAAUAUCUAAAAUGCAAGUGUGGGUUAGAAUUUUAUUAUUGGUGGAAUUACAAGUCUUGCAAAUUAAACACAGAACCAAAGUAAUCAUAAUCUAAGAAGACAGAUUUCAAAGAGUAAUUAUAAGAAGGAAUUAUUGAUUUUUGCAUCUGACUAAUUUGCAAAGUCUAGAGCUUAUGAUGGAUUUCAUGGUAAAGGGGAUGAAAGUCAUCUAAGAACUCAUAAUUUGAACGAAUGA